CUCGUUAGUUUCCCGACCAGCUUGUGUAAUUGGACUGUUUUCUGUCUGACAUUCACACACUGACUCCACAAACACGGCGAAGAAGCGGUUCAUCUAGAAGUCUCUCCACGUCUCAAGACAGAGGGUAUAAAAUGCUGUCCUCUAUCGUUGCGAAAAGACUGGUGACAGGGGUGUGUCAGGCAGCAUGGAGACCAGCAGUCACCGGGCUGGUAUCAUCUCGUGGUUACCGUGGUGAUGCCCCAGACGACACCAGAGGUGACCUCAUUGAGAUCCCUCUGCCCCCUUGGGAGGAAAAGCCUGGCGAGUCCACUGACAUCAAGAGGCGCCGCCUGCUGUAUGAGAGUCGCAAGAGGGGCAUGUUGGAGAACUGCAUUUUGCUCAGCCUUUUUGCAAAGCAGUACCUGAACACAAUGAGUGAGAAGCAGCUGCGGCAGUAUGACAGACUGAUUAAUGAACCAAGCAAUGACUGGGACAUCUACUACUGGGCAACAGAAGCUCACCCCACCCCUGAUGUUUACCAAGGAGAGGUCAUGGAUCUGCUGAAGGAGUUCACAAAGAAUCGCAACCAUGAACAGAGAUUAGAUGCGCCCAGCUUGGAGUACCUGGAAAAGGAAAACCAAUGAGGUCCAUGGCCCACCUUCUCAGAGACUCAUUUUAGGUGGGGAACUGGGUGUAAAAUCAGCCACCGGAAAAAGUCAGCUGUGUUUCUCCUGUCAUACACAGCAGAGUGUACAGAAUAUUGUACAGUGCAAAAUAUUCACUUUACUGUCUUGUACUAUACACCUGUCCAUUAAAUAUUCUCAUCAUGAAAGCCUCGAUCCAACAUUUCCUCUGCUAACUCCAGUCAUUAUAGGUAGAAGAAGAUUUCUGGAUGGUGAGGGAAGUUUGUGGAUCGGGCAAAUAUUGAUACAGCGCAAUAUUGGGAAGGUGUUCUGAAUAUUUUACAUGAUUUGAAUUGUACAUUUUUGAUUUAAGACUGUAAGAUUUAGGACUGCUCAAUCUGUGAGAUGCAUACUGACCAAGUCAGCCUUGAUGGAUACGAGGUGAUGAUCUGUUUCUUUAUUAGAAAAUUAAAAGGGAACACAUCGAUUCAUUCAAUAGCAUAGCUUGUCGAUUCAAUGAUUUUACUGUGCCUAUUACUGUCAUUAUGGGUUAUUUAAUAAAUGUUGAUGCUCUACUGUUA
Messenger RNA from Dicentrarchus labrax (European seabass), 1183 nucleotides. RefSeq names its product succinate dehydrogenase complex assembly factor 2 (gene sdhaf2). The transcript has 4 exons. Gene Ontology annotation, biological process: mitochondrial electron transport, succinate to ubiquinone; tricarboxylic acid cycle; mitochondrial respiratory chain complex II assembly. The record is from RefSeq and is a predicted model, not a curated record. Lineage: Eukaryota; Metazoa; Chordata; Actinopteri; Moronidae. The coding region runs from base 132 to 623 and encodes 163 amino acids. Gene Ontology annotation, cellular component: mitochondrion.